Molecule: messenger RNA, 3190 nt
Organism: Ceratitis capitata (Mediterranean fruit fly)
Lineage: Eukaryota; Metazoa; Arthropoda; Insecta; Diptera; Tephritidae
Product: endoplasmic reticulum metallopeptidase 1
Exons: 13
Coding region: 583-3012 (809 amino acids)
Biological process (GO): proteolysis
Molecular function (GO): metalloexopeptidase activity
Source: RefSeq, a predicted model, not a curated record
AAAAAAAACUUCAAGUUAAGAGCACGGAUUAUCAUUGAUUGAUAAAAGUUAACAAGUAACAACUCACAUACCCUCUUCGGAAAAAAUUUCCGGUUAAGUAAAUAUAUAUGAAAAACAAAUAUUAUUCUUCUCGCAGAAAUACUUACUAAUUGGAAGUAAAUCACUAAGACCCUCCGAAUGUAAUAUUGUGAUGACCCAAAGGAACCCGGCGAUUUUUUAAAAGAAAGUAAAUACAUAAUCCGUAUAAUAACUUUUCCCUGCCCCUUCAUCUACAGAUACGUAGUAUAACCAUAGUGUUUCGAGUUUUCGGCGAGUUGUUCCUUGGCAGGAAACGUAAAUACUUCCAUUGGAUCUCUCUGUGAAAACAACAACCCACGAAGCUUAAAUUGUAGUUGUUUUUUUUUCAAUAAUAUCUGAGAACUUUAAGACUUUGGGAGUGGCUGUUGCUGUUUUCUCAUUAAAAUGCAUUAUUUUGGUCAAAUAGUUUCGAAGGAAAGUAAGCAAAGCUGAGUGAUAAGAAAUAAAAAGCUUUAAUAAUCCUAAUAUAAGGAUCAGUGAAAGUGCUGCCCCUCGGGAUAAAAAAUGGGAACACAAGCACCACUGCACGUGCAACAUAAGAAGCUCGAUUGGUUUUACGCGCCAUGCUUCACAGCCUUUUGGAAAUUUCUGUACAUGGCCGUAGUGCUCCAGCAAGUCAACCAUUUGCCCACGCCUCUCACACUACAAGAUGAAUUCACUCAAGCAGAUUCGUUCAUUACCGAGCGAGCUGAGAAUGUACUAUUAAACCUAACCAACCUCGGCCCUAGGGUAGUCGGUAGUGAAGCAAAUGAAGUGGAAGCGGUGACCUUAAUAUUAGACCAAGUUUUUAAAGUUCAAAAUGAAAUGAACCAAGAUUAUUUUGAUAUUGAAGUGGAUCUACAAGUGGUCAGUGGUCAAUAUAUGCACACAAGCUUAUAUCACGGUGUACAAAAUAUUUUAGCCAAAUUGAGUGCCAAAAAUAAUACAAGUACAAAUUAUUUACUCAUAAAUUCGCAUUUCGACAGUACACCGAAAAGUCCUGGGGCCAGCGAUGAUGGCGCCAUGGUUGCAGUAAUGUUAGAGAUAUUAAGAGUUAUGGCGAAUUCGAAGGGACCUCUCGAGCAUCCUAUAGUUUUUCUGUUCAAUGGCGCCGAAGAGGAUGGUCUGUUGGCGUCUUAUGGUUUUACGACCCAACACAAAUGGGCCAAAAAUUGCAAGGUAAUUAUCAAUCUGGACGCUGCUGGUUCGGGGGGCCGCGAAAUACUUUUUCAAUCCAUUUCUGAAAGCUCCUGGUUGAUGAACUAUUACAGCAAGGUGACACACCCAUUCGCUAAUGCUGUGCUCGAGGAGCUCUUUCAAUUUGGUUUGGUGCCAUCUGCUACAGAUUUUCGUAAUUUUCGUGAUUAUGGCGGAAUGCAAGGUUUCGAUAUGGCAUAUAUUCAAAAUGGUUAUGUUUAUCACACGGAAUUCGAUAGCUUCAAAGUUUAUCCUAAAGCUUCCCUUCAAAACACUGGUGAUAAUGUGCUAAGCCUGGCGAAGUCCUUGGGGAAUGCGCCUGAAAUGCGUAAUAUAAAUAACUAUGGAAAUAUGGAGCAUUUCAUUUUCUUUGAUUUUCUCGGCUGGUUUAUGGUCCACUAUACAAUGAAUACCAACCUUAUCGUUAACAUUUUGGUUUGCGUGGCAGCUUUAAUUGCGAUCGUGAUCUCGCUUUGCUGGAUAUCAAAACGAGCUGAUCUCAGCUUGCUUGCUAUCGUCGCCCAAUUCAUGCUUACUACGUUUAUACAAACUCUCUCACUUGCGCUGGGCGCUGGCUUUUCGAUUUUAAUUUCAUACGUUAUGGAUGUCAUUGGUUGUUCUAUGACGUGGUUCUCUAACAACUGGUUAAUCUGCGGUCUCUAUUUUUGCCCCGUAUUUUUCUUCCUAGGCAUAUUGCCGGCAGGUUUUCUCGAAUAUACAAAGAAGUACGCGCUUCCUUUGGGCCUUCGCAUACAACUCUUUUUGCACUCACAUUGUCUCAUUCUAAUAGUUCUAACGAUUUCUCUGACAUUUUUAAAUAUACGUUCGGCUUUCAUGUUUAUGGUGGCGGUAUUCUUUUAUGCCGCAGCUCUGAUCGGUAAUUUGAUUACGCAAUUACACAAUAAGGGUUCUUGGUUUGCCAUUCCUGUCAUAGUUAGUCAAAUAGUUCCGUUCUUGUACUUUUCAUAUGUAGCAGAGUAUUUGUACUUUAUCUUUAUACCUGUAACCGGUCGAAAUGGUGGCGCUUCAAACCCGGAUUUAUUAAUUGCUUUAAUAGCCGUUAUCUUUGCAAUUUUGCUCAGUGGGUUCUUGAUUCCGUUGUAUUUGUUAUUCCGGAGAACCCGUUCGAUAAUACUCUGCUCUCUGGGUGUAGCAAUACUUUUCAUGAUUUUGGCCAUUAGACCAAUAGGCACACCAUAUACACCAAAAUUAGCACCACAACGUUAUACGGUUCAGCACGCCAAUCAAUUAUAUCACAAUGCAGAUGGAAGUAUCCGUUCGAAUGAGUCGGCGAUUUAUUUAUAUCAACAGGACAGACACAUUGAUAUAGCAGAAGAAGUCAUCGUCAAGUUUAAAGCAGCUCAUGAAACCAGCACUGUAUGCAAUAAUGAAGCCACUUGUCAACUAGACAGACCUAGUAUUUUCUAUACACCAAACAGUUUGUGGUUACCCGUCAAUGAGCCACCGGGUAUACCCUACGAGAGACCAGUACUAACACUAACAGCCAAAACAAUUAUGAAUACACCGAAUACGGUGCGGUAUAAUUAUACACUAACCGGCCCAGAUCACAUGAUGUUCUUUAUUGAACCGAAAACUUCUGCAAAAAUCAUCAAUUGGUCCUUUGACAAGACCAUACUGAGCAGAAAGAGGCUUGUCUUCACUUUUGUACACGGCAAAAAUAAUGAUGCAUUUGAGUUCUUCAUAGACCUAGAGUGUCACUCAAAUAAUACCAAUACACAGAGUUUGGAAAUCGUGUGAAGAUAUAUGAAGAGUUCUUGGAGAGCUUACCGAAUUAUGCCACGAAUGUUAAUUGGCUGGCGACCUACGAUAGUUGGUUGUUUUGAUGGAUUUAUGAUGGACAAAAAGUGUAAACAAAAAAAUAGGAAAUUUGUAAACUAAUAUAUAUGAAGAGAUCAACAAAAGUUUGUUCAGCUGA